GUAACUCUCUUCUGAUCGAUAAUCCUUCAUUUCUGAAUUUCCAAAAUGAAUUGCAAGUACUCUUUUGUUCUUCUUCUAAUUGUUCUUCUUCCGUCUUUGGUGGUUGGAGAGUGCACAUGUGAAAAAGACGAUGACUCCGGUGACAAGAGUCUAGCACAAAAAUACAAAGUAGCAGCCCUUGUUUCCAUUCUGAUUGCAGGUGCAAUCGGCGUGAACAUUCCAGUGCUGGGCAGACACUUCUCAAUCUUGCGUCCAGACAAUGAUUUCUUUUUCAUGGUGAAGGCCUUUGCCGCCGGGGUCAUAUUAUCCACCGGUUUCAUCCACGUCCUGCCGGAUGCUUUUGACAAGUUAACAUCUCCCUGUCUCAAUGACCAUCCUUGGGGAGAUUUCCCAUUCACUGGAUUUGUGGCGAUGGUAUCCGCCAUUGGAACGCUCAUGAUUGAUUCUAUCGCAACCGCCUAUUUCAACAAGUCUCAUAGCUCCAACGAGAAGGAAGAAAAAGUUGUUGAUCUGCCUGUUCAUACACAUGCAUCCAAUGGUCAUGCUCAUGGUUCCACUGCUUCAUCUGCCUCAACACAACUCCUUCGCCAUCGCGUUAUUUCUCAGGUGUUAGAGUUAGGGAUUGUGGUGCAUUCUGUGAUAAUUGGGAUCUCUCUGGGUGCAUCUGAGAGUCCUGAGACAAUAAGGCCUCUAAUUGCAGCCUUAACUUUCCAUCAAUUUUUUGAAGGCAUGGGGCUCGGUGGUUGCAUCUCACAGGCAAAGUUCAAGACCAAAGCAGUUAUUGUGAUGGCAUUGUUCUUUUCAUUGACAACGCCGGUUGGAAUUGCAAUUGGAAUGGGGAUUACGAACGCGUACGACGAGAACAGCCAAACUGCUCUGAUUGUGGAGGGGAUUAUGAAUGCAGCAUCAGCAGGGAUCUUAAUUUACAUGUCUCUUGUGGACCUGCUUGCUGCUGAUUUUAUGAACCCAAGAUUCCAACAAAGUAGUAAGCUUCAGUUAGGAGCCAAUUUGUGUCUCCUUCUAGGGGCUGGUUGCAUGUCACUAUUAGCUAAAUGGGCCUAAACCAAUCCACCCACCUUAAUUAGAUUUGAUUUUUGUCCUUCAUUUAUUUAUUUUUCUGACCUAAGUUUAGUGUUUAGGAGUCAGUAGUAUUUAGAGUUUCUAGUCUUCGUGAUCCUCUAUUUUCUAGUUUGCUUACUCCAUCUUUCGGAUCAAUAUGUCAUUUCGGAAUACUUUGAAUUUCUUUUUUUUUUUGACAGAAGAAUUUCUUUUUAUUUAAGACAUUUUUUUCCA
This is a messenger RNA of Lotus japonicus, 1293 nucleotides long. RefSeq names its product zinc transporter 8-like. Gene Ontology annotation, molecular function: zinc ion transmembrane transporter activity. NCBI's taxonomy places the organism in Eukaryota, Viridiplantae, Streptophyta, Magnoliopsida, Fabales, Fabaceae. The transcript has 3 exons. Gene Ontology annotation, cellular component: plasma membrane. The record is from RefSeq and is a predicted model, not a curated record. Gene Ontology annotation, biological process: zinc ion transmembrane transport. The coding region runs from base 46 to 1062 and encodes 338 amino acids.